Messenger RNA from Paramecium octaurelia, 1136 nucleotides. The record is from the annotation of a GenBank genome assembly. Lineage: Eukaryota; Ciliophora; Oligohymenophorea; Peniculida; Parameciidae.
AUGAAAUCAUUAGCAAGGGUUAUAAUCAAGAGGAUAUCGAAGGCUUUGUUCUACACAAAGAACCCAACAAAAGUUCAAAAUGGUCAUUAUUCUCUAGGUCAGGAUCUAACUUAAUGGACAUAUGAAGAAUUAUUGGGAAUCCUCCAACUGUAUCAAUAAGAGAAUAUCGUCAUUUUAAUUAUUCUCAGAAAAACAGUAAAUCUCAGAUUCAUAUCAAACUGUUGAACUUGAUUCUCCAGAUAUUCCUGAUCAAUUUCAAAUUAUAGAUAGAGAUACAUUUGUCAAGAAAUAAGCCUUGGAAUCCUUCAGAAUUGUACAUCAUUCCAAUAUCUAGACUGAUACAAUAUCCUUGAUUCCAUUUGAAAAGACUAUUACUUGCAAAUAAAUGUAUUUUUUCAUAGAUGAAAACAUCGAACUCUAAUUUGAUAUCAGUCCGUUUUUUAUUCUCAUAACAAUCAAGUCCCAUUCAAGAAGGAGGUGGCAUUCUAGAUUUCUUUUCAAAAACCAUUGUAUUCCCAAUUCAACUUCUCCCUAUGGAGCGGAAAGUCAAGAGAACUCUCCAGGACUUUAUCCAACUCAGAAACUACUCUCAGCUGCAUUUCCAGAGUACAUUGUAAAACUAUUCUCUUAUUUAGAUUCCUUCCUUUCCCUACUAUGACAUUUAUGACAAUGAUAUUCUUAUGAAGGAACAAAACAAUGUUGUCAAAGUCUUAAAUGUAAUGCUCCUUACCUUAUUUAGGUAUUUCUUUAAAUUUACAAUAAAAAACCCAUUGUGAAAACUAUUUCUUUAAGUUUAUUCUUUUUAAAUGAAAACAACUCAAAACAAUUUCAAUAGAAAUUUUACAAGUAAAAUAAUUCAGAAGUAAAAGAGUAUUAAGGAUAUUUAAAUGGAGAACAAGGAAAUUACAAUGUCAUACAAAAAUACUUAGAAUAAUUUGCUGAAUUCACUUAUAAGGGUUAAUAGAGUCUUGGUUAUUCAAUGUAAAUGAUCUAAUAAUUAUGCAAUCUCUUCCAUCAUAUAAUGAAGCUCAAGAAUUUGGAAAACCAUUAUGUGUGAUUAAAUCCUAUUUUGUAAUUUGAAUCCACUAUUUGAUAGCAAACUUAAAAAGAAGUUGUCUUAAGAUCAACAAAAUAAA